Messenger RNA from Babesia bovis T2Bo, 792 nucleotides. RefSeq names its product SmORF protein. The transcript has a single exon. NCBI's taxonomy places the organism in Eukaryota, Apicomplexa, Aconoidasida, Piroplasmida, Babesiidae. The record is from RefSeq and is a predicted model, not a curated record. The coding region runs from base 40 to 675 and encodes 211 amino acids.
CGACAGUUAGAAAUCUCAAUCUCCACUGACUUUACGAAGAUGGUAGCUUUCAAUAUGUUAUGGAAGCUCUGUGUAGUUGUGGCCUUCGGGCUCUCUGUCACUGCUACUGAUGUAUCCCAAGAGGAACCCAAGAAGGAAUCAUUGGUCAGCGGAUUCUCCGGCACGGAAGACGAACAUGGCACAGAGCCACCCAAAUUCUCUCUCGAAUGGUAUUUGUUACCCAAACCCGAAAACAGAGCUGCGCUACGUUAUGUCCUGCCACGAAGUUUGGCUAAAGACGUUCCAGAAGACUAUAAUAAGCCAAUAGAUCCCGCGUUGGGGAAAGUCAUUAGGAAAUAUUUCUUAUGGUAUGGCUUUGAAUGGUAUCUGUUAGCCAUGCCGGAGAGUAGGGCUGCCUUACGUUAUGUCUUGCCAAAGGAUUUGGCUGACAUGGUUCCAGAGAACUUUAACAAACCAAUAGCACCUUUAGUGGAGAACGACAUUAGGAAGCAUUUUUUGUGGUAUGCUGUUGAAUGGUAUCUGUUACCGAAGCCGGAAAAUAGAUCUGACCUACGUUACUUGUUGCCAAAGAAUUUGGCCAAAGACGUUCCAGAAGACUUUAAUGUACCAAUAACGCCAAAAUUGGAAAAGGAUAUUAGAAAGUAUUUAUCAUUGAUUAGGAAAAAACAGAAAUGAAGGUGCCUAUGUUCAUAUAGGUUUCCAGUUGUAGACCACCAAUAUUGGAUUGCCAGAAUGAAAAAAGAUAUAACCUUAUGUUAUGUUAAUGAAUUUGUGUAGCUAUUACUAGUUCUU